This is a messenger RNA of Aplysia californica (California sea hare), 1999 nucleotides long. Its product is annotated as epoxide hydrolase 4. Gene Ontology annotation, molecular function: hydrolase activity. The record is from RefSeq and is a predicted model, not a curated record. Bases 141 to 1190 code for a protein of 349 amino acids. The transcript is spliced from 7 exons. Lineage: Eukaryota; Metazoa; Mollusca; Gastropoda; Aplysiida; Aplysiidae.
GGUGAAUGGAUUAUGAUGGCCCGUCCACAGCGUGAGGGGACGAUUCAAAAUUUAUGACAAAACGUCGAGCAAUGAGUGACAACGUCUGGCCAUCUGAGGCAGAUAGCAUUUGACAUCACACUGCUCAUCAGUUCAGAAUUAUGGACAAUUUAGGAAAGCGUCUAUUUAUUUUGUUUGUGGGUCUUUUUUGGGCUAGUCUGCUUGCAUUACGAACACUUUACACCUUGUUCAAAGUUGGUCCCCGAAAGCUGUUGGAAAGAAGGGACCCAGGCAAUCCCCCAUCUGAGUUGUUCAACUCUGUCUAUGGUGAACAUGCUUACAUGAAUGUUGGGCCCAUUAAAAUACACUAUGUGAUCAGUGGUCCAGAAAAUGCUCCGUUAAUGCUGAUGGUUCAUGGCUUUCCAGAGAUUUGGUUCUCUUGGCGAAAUCAAAUCAAAGAAUUCCAAAAGGACUUCAGGGUAGUUGCACUGGAUAUGAGAGGAUUUGGUGACACUGACAAGCCGAAAGGAAUUCAGAACUACAGGAUAGAUUGCCUUGUGGAGGAUCUAAGACUUUUUGUUGAUGCUCUGGGCUACAAAUCAUGUGUGGUGGUGUCCCAUGACUGGGGUGGUGCUGUCUCCUGGGCAUUUGCUGCUCGUCACCCACAGAUUGUUGACCGGUUGGUUGUGAUGAACAUCCCACCAGUACCCAUCUGGCAUCAAGGUUUCAGCUCCAUCAGUAAGCCUGUGCAGUUUUUGCAUUCAUGGUACAUUUAUAGCUUUCAACUGCCAUUCUUGCCGGAGUUGUUCAUGCUCUUGGAGGAUGCAAUUUCUCUGAAUCAAGCCUUCCAGGGUCCAACCUCGGGACUUUUACUAUCAAAGAUGACGGAUGAUGAAGUUGAAUGUUACAAAUACUACUUCAGGAAAUCUGGCGCUAUGACAUCGGCCAUCAACUACUACAGGGCCAACUUUUACCCACCUGUGGCUCAGCAUGACCUCAAGUACCCCAUGCCACUUCGCAUUAUUUGGGGUUGCCAGGACAAAUUUCUCACCAUGGAUGUGUUGAAAGACACGCUUCUGGCGGUCCCAGAGGCAACGCUGACGAAGAUAGAAAAGGCUGGCCACUUUGUGCAGAUGGAUGAUCCAGUCAAUGUGAAUGCGAGUAUCCGAGAGUUUUUAGCCUCAACGAACUUUGAAAUGUCAAAAAAAUGAAAUCUUUUUCUGUAAGUUGGAUUCAACAAUUUGUGCAUUAUUUUAUGCCCCUGUGUCUCUUGCCAAAGAAAUCACUCCUGUAUCUAAAAAUUACUUUUGUAGUAUUCGUGUUUCAGAGACAGUAUCAGAAGCCUGAAAAUUUUACAAUGCUUGAUGCUGUAUUGUUUUGUCCUCCUCAUGGAAAACAUAUUUAUCUGUUACAUAAAUAUGUUGUUAAUAUGCUGCAGUAACAGCUCAAGCAAAAGGUUUUUGUUUUAUGUAUGAUUUAUACAAUUUUUUGAAUGAUGAAAUGUAACAAUUUUGCUGCUAUUCUUGCACUUUUCAAGAUGUCACCUGAAAACAACAGUGCGGUUACCUUCAAACGCCAAUUUUCAUAUGUAAUCUUUACAACUUUACUGGUACUGAGUGUAAGGUAAGUCUAAAUCCCCAUUGUAUUUCAGGCUUACAAUAGGCUACUUUGUCAGGCUUCAGUUUUCAUCAGUUGUGAUUUAUAAAUGUGUCUGCUGGCGCUCAUAACUGUUGUCGUCAUACAGAAUUGUAGGUCUACAUAUUGGAAACGUCUAGACAUGCUGUGAGGAUAAAAUUUUCCAGUUACAUGCUCAGAGGCAAGAUAGAGAGAUAUGUUGCCUUGCGGUGAAACCAGGCACUCGUCAAUAUACUGAAAUUUUUAAAAAAACAUUUUUCCUCCCUUUGGGCAAUUCUUAUCAAAUUUCUUAUACUUAUCAUACUAUUUUAUAGGGUCACUAUCUUUUCAUUUCCUUUUAAAACACAGUUCUAAAAAAAAAUGUUGAGCAAAAUCAGAAAAAAAA